AUGCACUAUGUGUCUAGGACAAGGGCAAUUCAGUUGUUAAGUUUUGUUAGAGCCUUUCAAGAUAUUAAUCCUUUCCUUCAAAAUAAAUUUGAGUACACGCACUUUAAUCAUACACAUGAUACACUUAUGUCAAAUCUAACAGAAAGCGCACUUGUCAAUCUGCAUAAAUGCAAAAAUCAAGGUGUCUCUCAAGUGAAUUAUUGUAAAAGCAUAGCUAUUAGCAAAAAAUCCACAGUGUACCUUGUACUCUACACUGUGCGGUGUAGAGUCCAACCCCCCUAUGCUACAGGCUUGUAA
This is a messenger RNA of Melampsora larici-populina 98AG31, 297 nucleotides long. RefSeq lists its product as uncharacterized. Lineage: Eukaryota; Fungi; Basidiomycota; Pucciniomycetes; Pucciniales; Melampsoraceae. The record is from RefSeq and is a predicted model, not a curated record. The transcript has 5 exons. The coding region runs from base 1 to 297 and encodes 98 amino acids.